Messenger RNA from Trematomus bernacchii (emerald rockcod), 3002 nucleotides. RefSeq names its product protein tyrosine phosphatase domain containing 1a (gene ptpdc1a). NCBI's taxonomy places the organism in Eukaryota, Metazoa, Chordata, Actinopteri, Perciformes, Nototheniidae. Bases 215 to 2281 code for a protein of 688 amino acids. Gene Ontology annotation, biological process: cilium assembly; protein dephosphorylation. The transcript has 10 exons. The record is from RefSeq and is a predicted model, not a curated record. Gene Ontology annotation, molecular function: protein tyrosine/serine/threonine phosphatase activity.
ACUGCUUCUGUGCAGUCACGUGACGCCACUGGACCGUGACAACAUGUCAGGUUGCUAAGUGAGCUAGUAAGCUAGCUGCACUUAGCGGACCCAACGAUGUGGCUAGAGGUAAAACCCCGCUUUGAUUGGUGCCAGCGAUCGAACAAGCAUGGACUCAGAGAGAUGAAUCGACUUUGUCCGAUAUUGUAAAUAAAGACCCGGACUCGCCUCUGCCAUGGCAGCUGGUGUCAGCAUUCUGAGUGACCUGCCUUACUCCACGAGAGGAGCCUGCGGCGAAGAGAUCAGCACAGAGAUGGAGACGGCCAAUGCUAGGAUCCCUACAGCAAAGUACACCAAGAUGGGGGAAACCCUGAGGCAUGUCAUCCCUGGUCACAUGCAGUGUUCCAUGGCCUGUGGAGGAAAAGCCUGUAAAUAUGAGAACCCCUCUCGCUGGAGUGAUGAGGAGCAAGCCAUCAAGGGACUCUACUCGUCCUGGAUUACUGACAACUUGCUAGCUAUGGCAAGGCCUUCCACAGAAAUCAUAGAGAAAUAUAAUAUAAUUGAACAGUUUCAAAGGUGUGGAUUGAAGACGGUCAUCAACCUGCAGCGGCCCGGAGAACAUGCCAGCUGUGGAAACCCACUUGAGCAGGAGAGUGCUUUUACUUAUAGACCGGACACCUUCAUGAAGGCAGGCAUUUAUUACUACAACUUUGGCUGGAAGGAUUAUGGUGUGGCCUCUCUGACUACAAUCCUUGACAUGGUAAAAGUAAUGUCAUUUGCAGUCCAAGAGGGGAGAAUGGCUGUCCACUGCCAUGCAGGUCUUGGAAGAACAGGUGUGCUGUUAGCUUGUUACUUGGUUUUUACAUCCCGGAUGAGUGCUGACCAGGCCAUACUGUUUGUGCGAGCCAAGAGACCUAACUCCAUUCAGACAAGAGGCCAGUUGUUGUGCGUCAGGGAGUUUGCUCAGUUCCUUGUUCCUCUCCGAAGCAUCUUCUCCUGCGCAGAACCCAAAGCCAGCGCUGUCACCUUGUCCCAGUACCUUACACGGCAGCGCCACCUGCUGCACGGCUACGAGGCUCGACAGAUGAAGAAUGUGCCAAAGAUCAUCCAGCUGGUGUGUAGGCUCCUUGUUGACAUUGCAGCCAACAGACAGGUGGUGAUGGAGGCGCAGAUCCCUGACCUAACAGCUGAGGUGGAAAAGACCGUGUCCCAGCAGGCCCUUCAGCAGCUCGGCAAGGAGAUGAGAGGGAAAGGGAUUACUGUUCAACCUUGUUCCUCUCUUCCUCUCAGCCCACCUGCUCUGCAUUCCAGACCUCCACCUGAUAAACCUCUGACCAGGGAUAAUGAGCUGCUCCAUCUGCAGGCAUCCCUGUCCAACUACAGGAGCCUCAGUUACAGCGAUUCGGUUCUUGACAAACUUGUACAACAGCAACAGCACUUAGGACCUCUAAAGAGCAACAAACCAAUCAACUGCCAGAUCAAACAUUCCUUGUCUCACAGCAGCCUUACAGUCGGUGUCCCUCCAAGAUUUGAUGACUUUUCUCCUCAGGACAUUAUCAGCAGCAUUCAGGGCUCCAAUAUGGAAGCAAAGCAAGACAAUGGGUCCUCUUUGUUCAAAAAGCAACUGCAUGAGGGGCACCAGAGUUUGUCUCUAGAUCUGUCCAAGCAGGGAAGAAAAUCUCAGUGUGCUGCCACACUGCCGGCAUUGUCAAACCGCAGUGAGGUGGAUGUGACAGCGGGUGGAGCAGACAUCAGUGUCCAGUCUGAUCUUUCUCCAGAGGGAAGAUGCCUGCUGGUGGCCCAAGCUCUGGCCAUGGACCAGGCAGACAAGGAUUUCACCUCCAAGGUCUCAAUAUGGCAGUUGAGUGCUGCUCUGUGUGGUGUUGUGCAGACAGAACUGAACUCAAGAGAGGGAGCGUGGGAGAGGCUGUGUAUGGAGAGAGAUCCUUGUGUCCUCUCUGCUCUCAUGUGGUCGUGGCUGGAGCAGCUCAAGGAUCCAGUCAUCAGCCGUGAGGAUGUGAAAGCCCUGAGGAAGAACCAUAAGAACCCACAGAACGCCCUGGACUCACUGGAAAAGGGCCCCUGCCUCACCCUGCUGUGUGUCCUGCACUGUGCUGCUCAUCUCCUGCCUCUGCCUGAACUAACAGAGACCCGUCUUCUCAACCAAACCAUUAAAGUGUUUACUAAGAUUGACCCUGACUCAGAGAAGGACACGUCUUUAUACACAACACUUAAAGGAAUCCUGACUCCCAUUCUUCACGAGCUGUGUGACAAAGCUGCAGAGGAGAGUGAACACUCCUAAUCCAGCCUCAACCACCAUCACUAUUGUAUUUAAGCACAGCGCUGCCAAAUGUUAGUCUUUCAAGGUAUUUGAAGACAAUGUCAUUUAAAGGGUUAGCAUUUCAUAUUUGCACUGCCAUUCUCUAUGUCAAUGUGCCACUGUGCUUAGUUUUAAAGUGUUUGUUUGAUAUUUACUUUAAUAUCUGAAAGGCACUAGAUGUUGCUUUCAUUGUGCAACUGUUAGUUUGUAGGAAAAUGAGUGAAAGACGUUCUUAUGGUGUUAGUGUAAUGUUAUUUAUGUCUAACUCAGCUGUCUUAUUUCACAUUUAAACCAAAAUAUGUUUUGUGCAGAUGCUACAAUAUGUUACAAAUUAUUUAUUAUAUAUUAUUAUAUGAUUAUCUUAUUUGAAAUGUAAGUUUAACAAAUAUAACCUGAUGUUCAUGUAGAAUGUAAACUGUGUCUGCUGUUAGGGUAAUGCAAGUUCUACAGUGCAUUUGCAUUUCAAUUCAAAGAUAUGUCCUAACUGUGCAUCCAGAACCUGUCACUGUGCUGUUGCUGUGCACAUGCAUUGUCAAACAUCAAUCUGCCUCCACUGUUGCAUUGAGCAAAAUGCUAUCUGCUUCAGCUUCAGCUCUCUGCUUCAGCUUCAGCUCUCUGCUUCAGCUUCAGCUCUCUGCUUCAGCUCUCUGCUUCAGCUCUCUGCUUCAGCUUCAGCUCUCUGCUUCAGCUCUCUGCUUCUGCU